Enterobius vermicularis (human pinworm) is the source of this 432-nucleotide messenger RNA. The record is from the annotation of a GenBank genome assembly. Lineage: Eukaryota; Metazoa; Nematoda; Chromadorea; Rhabditida; Oxyuridae.
AUGCGCCAUCAUCACUGUAUCAGCUCGGUGCUAUUGCUGCUGUUGCUCUGUAUCAACGGUUUAGCAGUUAUAGUAGUAAAUGGUCAAAAUAUCCAGUUCGAUGAAAACUGUCCGCCGACAUGUCGUUGCAGUAGGUUCGAAAUCUCGUGUACAGAAUCACGACAAAAUGGUUCGGAUAUAUUCAUACCGAUGAGACCAGAAAAAUUUCCACAACUAGACAGUGUUACUGUUACUGGCACUUAUAUUGGUGAUAUAUCGAAGCAAAAUUUAUUCGGUAUUGAAGUGGUUCAUCGUAAUUUAACGUUAUUGAACAUAUCACAUAGCGGUAUUGUUGCAUUUGACGAAGAAACAUUCCAAGGUUUACCGGCGUUGCAGUGGUUCUGUCUUAACGAUAAUUCCAUUGAACGAAUUGGAAAGGAUCCAUUUCGGUGA